This is a messenger RNA of Bombus pascuorum, 3200 nucleotides long. RefSeq names its product autophagy-related protein 9A (gene Atg9). The coding region runs from base 373 to 2904 and encodes 843 amino acids. Lineage: Eukaryota; Metazoa; Arthropoda; Insecta; Hymenoptera; Apidae. Gene Ontology annotation, cellular component: autophagosome; phagophore assembly site. The record is from RefSeq and is a predicted model, not a curated record. Gene Ontology annotation, biological process: autophagy of mitochondrion; protein localization to phagophore assembly site. The transcript has 9 exons.
GCAGAACAAGGUGGACUACAAAUAGAAGGAAAGUUCAGUAAAGAUGGUGACAGACGGGGAAGUGGUCGAAUGUUUCGAACAGUUAGAUAUCUAAAUUAGCAGUAAAUAAUCGUUCGUGUUCCGGUCAACAUGUGAGUGGGGAUUCAUGAGUUUGCAGACGAUAGUAAUAAACACGUGUCAAUUUGGAAAGCGGGACAAAAGUCGGCAAAAACGAAGGUACGACAGGAUGCUUUGUUUAUGGAGAUCAGCUGUGUUACCAAACAUUCCUAUCGCUUUCGCUGCAGCGUCUACGACGCUUCUAUUUUCGUCGAAUAAAGAUGCUUGUGGAUCAACCGUUGACCGGUAGUUAAUUAUUCUUAAUGACAUGUGAGAAUGAAACGAGAAACUGUCAUUACCUGUGUAGAGCCAAACCGACGAGCAAAGACGAUGACGACGGUAUUGGAUGGCAGCUACCAACGUAUGGAGCCAUACGAAGGGGAAGAAGAGGGUGGAGAAGACGAUGAUGAACACGAGGAAACACCUCAGGAAUCUGGUGUUAUGAUACACGUAGUACCAGAAGGAAAUAAAGCUAGAUGGAAUCAUAUUGAAGAUCUAGAUUCUUUUUUUACAAGAAUGUAUCACUACCAUCAAAAACAUGGAUUCGCUUGUAUGAUACUCCAAGAAGCACUUGAACUAGGACAGUUCAUUUUCGUAGUUACUUUUUCAACUUUUCUCUUUCAUUGCGUCGAUUACUCCGUAUUGUUCAAGAACAAGCCCCAAACAUCGCACAAAACGUCGAUAAGCGACGUGAUUUUACCAACGAGCGAAUGUGUAGCAUCUAUGGGUCUGGUUACUUGGAUCUGUAUUUUAGUAGCCGCGAUUUUUUGGAUUUUACGAUUAGUAAAAGUUUUGUAUCAUUGCACGCAGUUUUGGGACAUAAAGUUAUUCUUUAAUACCGCGUUGAAAAUUGAAGACUGCGAUUUGGACAAUCUCACCUGGCACGAGGUACAAAAGCGAGUCAGAGAAGUGCAAAAAGAGCAGGAAAUGUGUAUCCACAAAAGAGAGCUUACGGAAUUAGAUAUAUACCAUAGAAUAUUAAGAUUUAAAAAUUAUAUGGUGGCUAUGAUCAAUAAAUCCUUGUUACCUGUUCGACUUAAAAUCCCUGUUAUAGGAGAAAUUAUUUUCAUGACAAGAGGAUUGAAAUACAAUAUGGAGCUAUUGUUGUUUUGGGGACCAUGGUCUCCGUUUGAAAACAAUUGGCAUCUCAAAGAAGACUAUAAAAAGUUAAACAAAAGACAAGAACUUGCAAGAGCACUAUCUAAACAUAUUUUAUGGGUUGGAAUAGUGAAUUUUCUACUUUGCCCGUUAAUUUUACUCUGGCAGAUACUCUAUUCGUUUUUUAACUACGGCGAGAUCAUCAAGCGAGAGCCAGGAACUUUAGGUACAAGAAUGUGGUCUUUAUACGGCCGGUUAUAUCUCCGUCAUUUCAACGAACUUGAUCACGAAUUGAAUGCCCGUCUAAAUCGCGCAUACCGUCCAGCUUCGAAAUACAUGAGCAUAUUUACAUCCCCCAUUAUGACUGUUAUCGCGAAAAACGUUACUUUCGUAGCUGGAAGUAUAUUAGCAGUUUUAUUAAUAUUAACCGUAUACGAUGAGGACGUACUUACGGUGGAACACGUGUUGACUACCAUGACCAUAUUGGGUGCUAUGGUCGCAGGAGCAAGAGCGUUUAUACCGGAUGAGAAUUUAGUUUGGUGUCCAGAGACUCUCUUAACCGCUGUCUUAGCGCAUACACAUUACAGACCGGAUAGUUGGCGAGGUCAUGCUCAUACUCAAACCACGAGAGCAGAAGUAGCACAACUAUUUCAAUAUCGUGCAGUUCAUCUCUUAGAAGAAUUAAUUUCCCCUCUGCUUACACCAUUUAUUCUGUGCUUUCGGAUGAGACAACGAGCUUUAGAUAUUGUGGACUUCUAUCGUAAUUUCACGAUUGAAGUUACAGGCGUCGGGGACGUUUGCAGUUUUGCACAAAUGGACGUGCGUAAACAUGGCAAUCCAACGUGGCAAACGGUGACUCGAAGUCCUGUCAUAGAUCAGACUGGUAGAUACGAUGCUAACCAGUACGCCAUGGAUCCGGAGAAGCUUCAAAUUCCUGUAUCAGAUCAAUAUACGCAAGCAGAAGACGGGAAAACCGAAUUGUCCCUUAUUCAUUUUACCUUAACGAACCCCGAGUGGAAACCACCGAGUCACGCUGAGAAUUUCGUCGCAGCUCUACGAGAAAGAGUGAAGAAAGAAGUGCAAGGUGGUAUACACGGUGAAAUUAAUCCCCUUUUGACAAGCUUGAACAGUUUAUCUAGCUUGGAACCGGGUUACAAUGAUAUGGUAUCGAACAUAAUUCGGAGCACAAUGGUAAAUCAGCCAAGUGGGCUAAGCACGAGUAAUAUGUUCGUGAACCAACCUGGUACCUCGACGGUUUCUGCCGCUGGAGAUGAAUUGUUGAAUGUGAAAUCGGACAUUUUACCGCAUGCCGUUCAACGUGGUUUAAGCAAAGCCGAAGGGCCGGUACACAAUGAAAAAGGAUUUCUGUAUGGUUUGCAACAAGGUAUUUCGAAUCAGUCCCUAGGGGCCUCUGUUUUUGUAUCGAGCCACGAGUUAUCUACCGACUUAUCUGUACCGGUGGAGUUAAUCGCUGCCGAUAUGUCUCUGUCUACAUUGUACCUGCAUGAACUUCACUACAGACAAGUUCGGAGGAGGGGCUAUCAAGAAAUGGCUGCUAGAAGCAUAUGGCAACGAAGCCCUGUUCAAGAGCUUGCUACGCUUCCUGAAGUUAGACAAGAGAGAGCACCCUUGCUCUUACAUCAAGAUUCUUCUAUAAGAAACAAUAGAGAAUUUAAAUAUAACGUGAACACUCAUUUAGAUAGCAUCUGAAUCAUUCGUGCAGUGAUAUCGCCACUUUUAACAGAAUAAAAUAUUUUCAUUCGCUUAACGAUGCGAUGUCCUCGUGAUUUAUUUUAUAGCAAGAGAAUAGCUAGAACGUUUAAGAAUCUGUGUUAUCGAUGUAAAUACAGAAGUGAAACGAUCUCGAAUGCCUAUUUUAAAUCUAUUCGAAGGCCUACGCGUGUGUACAUUUUGCGCAUCAAAUUACGAAUAAAACGCUUCCCAAAAUUGUGCUAGGUUGUUAGGUUAUACAACAUGAAGAACCAAUUGGGUUUCCCACGAUGAAA